AUGAGCAGCGAAAAGCUCAAAAACGUCACUCAAUGGCCGAAAUGGCUACAGAGGGUGACCACGCUUGCGGAAGACAAAGGUAUACUGGAAUAUAUUGACCCAGAUCUCUCUGAGUCAGAGAUUAGGCAACUUGGCCCAGAACCCAGUGACUUCCCUGAGAAACCAACCUUGAGGAGAGGAGAUGAUGAAGAGACACACAGAAAGAACGAACGUGCUCGCAGAGAAUGGAGAGACGAUGUCGACACAUUCAAAUACCAUAAGAAUGAGUGGGACAAGAAGCAUAAAGCAAUCGGCGAACUGAACCAGUAUAUUACUACGAAUCUUGAGCAGACCCUCCAGGAUCUAGUUCUAUCUCAGAAAGGUCCGUACGCAAAGCUUGUCUUUCUCCAGAAACGCUUUGGAAAAUCGACGUCGAAGUACACCAAUAUUCUUGAACAAUGGAUGAAUGUCAUGACGAAUCCGCCAAGAGAAGGAACGAACAUACUACUCUGGCUGGAUGCUUGGGAAACCAAGAGACAGGAAGCCGAAUCUGAGGGUAUUGUCCUUGCAAAAGACAGCAAAGACUUACGUUCUCUCUUCAUUCGUCUAACACGCGAGAUUCUACCAUUCUGGUGGCAGCAAUGGCACUCAAAAGUUGUCAUUCAAGGAGAUAGUUCUGAUAUUCAGACUAUUCUUGAUGAUUUUAGGACUACAUACGAAGCAUUUAACACCCAAACAACUCCCGGAACAGCCCUUAAAGGAGCAUUCGCUACCUGGCAAGGCAACCCGGAAGCCGGGAACCAACCUCCUAUAGAUUUAAAGCCCUCAAGCUUUGAAGAAAGAGGAUGCACAUGUGGUAUGCGACACUCUGUUGAACGCUGCUGGUUCCUAAACAAGAAGUCGAAUCGUCCGCCAAACUACAAGCCAAAUAAUUCUGUUAAAGAGGCGGUCGAAGCUGCGUUCAAGGACGAUCCUAAGUGGAAAGAAUGGGUGUUCUCAAGAAUAAACCGCGCAAAUCAGAAAGCAUCAAAGACAAGUUCUAUCUCUGAUUAUAUAAUGAUCCUAACUUCGAUCUAA
Penicillium taxi is the source of this 1056-nucleotide messenger RNA. RefSeq lists its product as uncharacterized. The coding region runs from base 1 to 1056 and encodes 351 amino acids. The record is from RefSeq and is a predicted model, not a curated record. The transcript has 2 exons. Lineage: Eukaryota; Fungi; Ascomycota; Eurotiomycetes; Eurotiales; Aspergillaceae.